This is a messenger RNA of Cylas formicarius (sweet potato weevil), 3803 nucleotides long. RefSeq lists its product as uncharacterized. NCBI's taxonomy places the organism in Eukaryota, Metazoa, Arthropoda, Insecta, Coleoptera, Brentidae. The record is from RefSeq and is a predicted model, not a curated record. Gene Ontology annotation, cellular component: membrane. The coding region runs from base 14 to 3748 and encodes 1244 amino acids. The transcript has 18 exons. Gene Ontology annotation, molecular function: glutamate-gated receptor activity.
CGGUAUAAAAAUCAUGAAGACAUUAAAUAUAAUAGUAAUGGCACUCUUAACAUGCACUUCUGGUAUAUUAGAGAAUAACAAGACCCAGUUAUUGGUCGACUUCUUAAACUUGCGUCUAUGGCCGCCUAAUAUCGCUACACAUCUUUGCUGGUCCAAAGAGAGCUAUAUCCAACUAGCCAACAAGCUUCAACAGCUCAACGUGAGAUACCAACAUUUAAAGAUUGGUGGGUUUACGCAAGGUGAUCGAUUUUUUACUUUUGCCGUGGACAUGAGUUGCGAAUCAUUCACUGACCUCAUAACACAGGCUUUGCAAGCGGAACUUUUCACGUAUCCUAACGUGUGGAUCGUAUUCGGAAACACUAGCGAAUUGAAAGCCAGUAACUUUUACUUUCCGAUAAAUAGCCACGUGCUGGUCGCGACGUAUACGGAAAACGCGACGUUUGACAUAAAAAAUUUGUACAAAGUAAAUGUACAUUCUACGGCUUACAUCGAGCACACGGCGGCGCGGUGGUAUGGAGAAGGAAUUUUCGAUUUUAACGAGACGAUUUUGCCGAGAAACCGAAGCGACAUGAUGGGCACGCCCAUCAGGGUGUCUUACGUGUUCGAAAACAGCGAUAGUGUUAAUCAUUUAUUAGACCACAGGCACAAAGAGACCGACAAACUGUCGAAAAUCAAUUACGUUCUGCUGGAUCACUUGUGCGAUCUCUGGAACACGCCACAAGUGAAACUAAUCAGAAACGAAUGGGGUUUAGAAAAAGAUGCCGAUAACAAUUAUUACAAAGGCAUGCUCGGAGACUUGUAUACGGGGCGAGCUGACAUAGCGGGGACAGUAACCUUUACUCCUGCCGACAGAUUGAAACACUUCAGAUACCUAGUGUCGACGACGAAGGAAUUGCCGAUUAAGUUUGUGUUUAGGGCUCCGCCACUGGCAUAUUCCACGAACCUCUUCGCUUUGCCGUUCGAUAAGAACAUCUGGUAUUCGUGUGGUUUCGUUUGUGCCUUAGGUGCAGUCUUCAUAGGCGUUAUAAUGAUCUGGGAGAAUAAACGAAAGCUAUUUGAUGACUGCGAGGAGAACAAGCCGAAUAUUUGGGACGUCGUUAUGAUGCAGAUUGCUAUCGCGUGCCAAACGCAUUCUUUCUACCAACCGAAAAGCAUUUCUGGCAGAAUUGCCACAUUGACGAUCCUAUCGACGUUCACAUACGUCUACGUGGCGUUCUCUGCCAGAAUCGUGGACCUAUUGCCUACCACGUCCGAUAACAUAAAAAACAUCAGAGGAUUGUACGAAUCCAACAUGGACAUGGGUGUAAACGACAACGACUACAACAGGUUUUACUUUACGCACCGCCAAGACCGUACUGACGAGUACUGGCGCAAGCUUAUAUACGAGAAGAAGAUAUCUUCGAAAAAUUCCGACAGGCAGAACUUUAUCAAUGCCACGCGAGGUAUGAAAUUGGUCCAGACUUCAUACUUCGCGUUCCACGUCGAACUGAGCACCGCGAACAAUUUUAUCGAGAAAACUUUCACCGCGCAGGAAACAUGUUCCGUCAGAAUGACAGACACCAUCUUCAGAGGCGACAUACCUCACUUGUCGACUCCGAAAAACUCGACUUACGUCGAGAUUUUUCUCGUGGGCUUCAGGAGAUUAUUCGAGACCGGGAUCCAUAGCAGGGAGCACAGGCACUAUUUUACAGCUCCGCCCAAAUGCCAGGGGACGAGCAAGGUGUUUAUUAGCGUCGGUCUGGUCGAGUGCUACUUUCCGUUUAUGGUUUUCGUCGCGGGUGCGUGCUCGAGCGUGUUUGUUUUAUUUUUGGAAUACGUGGUUAGCCGGUAUUUGUUUAACACGUCGAAAGUCCUACCCAAAAAGCUACUAGCUAUUUUGGCGCAACGAAUCUUUAGCCGUUGGGAGAUCAUUUUCCCAGUGUUUCUGGUAUUCCCCGCCUAUGGCGAACCGACUUUCCUCGAUUUUCUUGUUGAGUUCAUCGAUGCCGACGGUGGAAAUUUAGCGGUAAACCUAUUCGAAUGUGGCAAGAGCGAUUCCGUUAAAAUGGCGAAGAAGUUCAUGUAUCACGGAUUCUUGACUGAUGCCGUUUUCAUAGACUCCGUGCAGGAAACCUUUCCUUUAAGACCCGGCAGACAGUUUUUCGUCAUAAAUCUUUCCUGUAACAAUUCUAUUAAUUUAUUAAACCAAAUGGUCCUCGAGCACGUGUUCGCUCUGCCUAAUCGCUGGCUGGCGUAUUAUAAAAGUGAGGACUACGUUCUUAGCUACGUUCUAAAAGCUUUGAAGAUACCGGUGAUGGUCGAUAGCGACUUCAGCUUGAUAGAGAUUCGCAGUGACGGCGCCGCGCGAGUGAAAAAAAUAUAUAAAAAACACAAAACGAGCGAUUCGUUCGAAGUUGAAGAGCACGGAGCCGGAACCAACGCUAUCGCCGUCGACUCUACAUUCAAGAGACGACAUUUGGACGUAACUUUGAACGCUUGCAUCGUUUUAACCCACAACAACUCGGUUAAUCAUUUAACCGACAAGAGGGAGAAGCAUAUCGACAGCAUAGCGAAAGUAAACUACGUGUUAGUUUUGGCGUUGGCGUCCAUCUACAACAUCACCCUCAAUUUUUCUGUGCAACCGACUUGGGGAUACAAAAACAACCAGUCAGAGUGGAACGGCAUGAUGGGAGAAUUGGUAAGGAAAGAAGCUGAUAUUGGAGGCACGUCGUUAUUUUUCACGAAAGAUCGGGUGGAUCUGAUAGACUACAUCGCAAUGGUCACACCGACAAAAUCGAAAUUUGUAUUCAGGCAACCGAAAUUGUCGUACGUGUCUAACGUAUACACGAUGCCUUUCGACAGAAGGGUAUGGCUGUGCAUCGCGUUCACUAUAAUUUUAAUCAUCGCGACGAUGUACGUGUUGGCUAAGUGGGAAUGGAAGAAGAAGAAAUACGUGGAGUUUCACGAUACGUCAAACAGCGCGGAACUGACAGACUCACUGACGGAAAUCGUGCUAGUCGCAUUUGGCGCCUUAUGUCAACAAGGGGCGUCUGCUUUGCCCUAUAGCGCCCCCGGCAGAAUAGCCACGAUAUGUUCAAUGAUUACGCUCAUGUUUAUUUACGUUUCUUAUUCAGCGAAUAUCGUCGCGCUGCUUCAAACCUCUUCCAACAGCAUAAGGACGUUAGAAGAUUUGCUGAAAUCGAGGCUACAGGUUGGAGUCGAUGAUACUGUGUUUAAUCAUUACUACUUUUCGACAGCGGACGAACCGAUAAGAAAAGCAAUUUACGAAAGAAAAGUGGCCCCUGCCGGUAAAAAUCCGAACUUCCUAACCAUCGAAGAGGGCGUGAAAAAAGUCAGGGACGGCUUAUUCGCGUUUCACAUGGAAACUGGCGCCGGUUACAAACUCGUCGGGGAAAUAUUCAUGGAACACGAAAAAUGCGGCCUGCAGGAAAUAUCCUACCUACAAGUCAUCGAUCCAUGGUUGGCGAUUCAAAAAAACUCGUCGUACAAGGAAAUGUUAAAAAUCGGCUUGAGGCUCCUGCAAGAGACCGGCAUCCAAGAGCGAGAAAAUAUCCUAAUUUAUACCAAAAAACCUGCGUGUACCUCGAAAAGCUCCACGUUUUUCAGCGUCGGGAUAGUGGACUGCUAUUUCGUCGCGACGGUAUUGGCGGUUGGAUUGAUAGCAUCCUCGGUUAUUCUUAUCUUCGAAAUUUUGGUACACGUUUGGAUUCAGUCUCACAAAAAAUAUUCCCAGGAGUUUGUCAACUGAAAUAUUUGAUUCAGCCCCCAGCAAUUUAAUAGUCAGUAUAAAGUUUAUGAAACGU